Molecule: messenger RNA, 2130 nt
Organism: Limanda limanda (common dab)
Lineage: Eukaryota; Metazoa; Chordata; Actinopteri; Pleuronectiformes; Pleuronectidae
Product: immunoglobulin superfamily DCC subclass member 3
Exons: 14
Coding region: 1-2130 (709 amino acids)
Biological process (GO): axon guidance; cell-cell adhesion
Cellular component (GO): plasma membrane; axon
Molecular function (GO): protein binding
Source: RefSeq, a predicted model, not a curated record
AUGAAACCAAGACUCCUCCUCAUCUGCCUGGCAUCCUUCUACUGUCUAGGUGGCUGUCUGGCCUCAGAACUCUCUUUCCUGCUGGAGCCUAGUGAUGUGAUUGCAGUAAGAGAUCAGCCUCUAAUGCUGGACUGUGGGGUGCAGGGUGAGGAACCGAUCAUGGUGACGUGGCGUAAAAACGGUGUGCCUAUACCCACGAGUCCACGGGUUCAGGUUCUGGCGAAUGGCACACUGUUCAUCCGGAGCUUCCAGAAACGCAGAGAGGGGAGCGAUGCGGAUAUGGGCGAGUACGACUGUGCUGCCCAAAAUCGCUAUGGCAUGCUGGUCAGCCGCAAAGCCAAAGUCCUCUUGGCAUCUCUUCCUAAGUUCCACACCCACCCUGUGUCCAUGGCUGUGGAUGAGGGAAGUGUUGCUCGUUUCCAGUGUCAGAUUAAUGGGGUACCUGAGGCCAAGAUCACCUGGGAGAGAGACAGAGUAACACUCAACACCACUGACAACAGGUACACUCUGCUACCAAUGGGUAUUCUCCAGGUGACAGGUGUGAGGCAGGCGGACGCUGGGAUUUUCCGAUGUGUCGCCACCAACCCGGCCAAUACUCGCUACAGCCAUGAGGCCAUUCUCAAUGUCACUGGUGGAGCUCCCAGACUCUACAAGGAGCCGUUCAUCUUGUCAGGACCUCAGAAUCUAACCCUCACUGUCCAUCAGACGGCCAUCUUGGAAUGCAUCGCCACUGGAAACCCAAGGCCCAUAGUUUCCUGGAGCAGGCUAGAUGGACGCUCCAUUGGGGUGGAGGGUAUCCAGGUUCUGGGUACAGGGAACCUGAUGAUCUCAGAUGUGUCCUUGCAACACUCUGGUGUGUAUGUGUGUGCUGCCAAUCGGCCUGGCACCAGAAUGAGACGCACAGCACUCGGCCGACUCGUGGUGCAAGCUCCCCCAGAGUUCCUGCAGUGGCCGCAGUCUGUGUCCAAACCAGCAGGGGGCAGUGUUGUUUUCAGCUGUGUGGCCCAGGGUGUCCCAGAGCCUCACCUCAUCUGGCUGAAGAACGGCAAGGUCCUGAUGCCUGGAAACAAUGUCAAGCUGACCAACAACAACAGCACUCUGGCUCUGACCCGUAUCAGUUCAGAGGAUGAGGCCAUUUACCAGUGCAUCGCCGAGAACAGUGCCGGGACCAACCAGGCCAGCGCACGUUUGGCUGUGGUCCAGAGUAAAGACCUGCCUGCCGCCCCCCAGGGCUUCAAAGUCAGUGUCCUGUCCACAAAUGCCCUACAGAUAGCAUGGAGCCAACCGCCCUCCGACGUCACUGACAGCAUCAUUGGUUAUGUUCUUCACAUCCGCAAGACAGGAGAGCCUGACAGUCUGGAGCUGCAGGAAGCUAUAAGUAAAGGCAAAUUCCAACAUGACAUUCCCAACCUGGAACCAGCCACCACCUACUCCCUCUACCUGAAGGCCUACUCUCCUCUGGGAGCCAGCCAGCAGUCUCACACUGUGGUGGCUACAACACUAGGUGGAGUGCCGGCCCCUCCCACCUUCUUCACGAAGUUGGUGAAUUCCAGUGCUGUGCAGGUCCUCUGGGAGCUGCCCAGUAAGGCCGGCAAGGCUGAGGGCUUCAGGUUGUCCUACCGCAAGGUCCCCAAUGCUGACUUCCAGGGACCCAUCCAGCUGCCCUGUCCCAUUAAUGCCCACACCAUCUCAAACAUGGAACCGGGUGCAGUGUAUGAAAUCAAACUGGUGGCCUACAAUGGAAACGGGGAGAGUGAUUGUUCCAAGAGACUGGUAUCACUGGGAGAGGAAGGAGCCAGUGACCAAAAUACUGGAGGGGACAGUCUGUGUCAGUGCAGGGAUGGAGAGGCCUCUCUGGGCAGCAUCAUCAUUGGCAUCCAUAUUGGCACCGCCUGCAUCAUCUUCUGCGUUCUAUUUCUCGUUUUUGGAUACCGUCGCAGUUUUGUUUGCAGUAAAGGAACUCAGGACAGCUGGUCUGUGCCGAGGAACAACACAGGACACAUCGGAAACCUUAAAGAUGAAGCAAACUGCUCCAGAAUGGAAUCAGUGCCUGAGGUGGUCUGUCCAGCACAGUGCCAGGUCAUCAUUGAGCAGCAGUCAUCAGGUUUACCUGGCAUGGGCCCUGGCUAA